AUGCCUCAAUCCUUCCGCCAAACAACGGGAGCUCGACCUUCCACCGCCACACCCUCCGACUCCGUCCUGAUCAUCAUCGGCGCCUGGAACGAGUACACGGAAGGUGCAUUGAAUGGCACCGAUGCUGCCAACCCACACAAAGCAACGGCGUCCUUGCUCAACAGAUACCGCGAGGCCAACGGCCAGAUCGUGCACGUUGACCACCAAAUUCCCAAUAGAGCUCCGGUCUCCACGCCCGGCCCUCGCCCCGCAUGCGUGUCCACCACCGCUCGUGACGCUGUCCGCUUUAGGCAUGACACCAUCAUUGUGGUGAAGGACUGCGUUGGCGAUCGAGCCAUCCCAAAAGCCAGCAGAGCGGAGGUUAGUCAGGUUACCAAGAUGGCAAUGCAUAACUUGAUUUGCUUUGCGACCAUCGUGCAGAGCUCGGAGAUCAACCAGCAUGUGUAG
This is a messenger RNA of Zymoseptoria tritici IPO323, 447 nucleotides long. RefSeq lists its product as uncharacterized. The record is from RefSeq and is a predicted model, not a curated record. The transcript has 2 exons. Lineage: Eukaryota; Fungi; Ascomycota; Dothideomycetes; Mycosphaerellales; Mycosphaerellaceae. The coding region runs from base 1 to 447 and encodes 148 amino acids.